This is a messenger RNA of Mya arenaria, 987 nucleotides long. RefSeq lists its product as uncharacterized. The transcript has 6 exons. The coding region runs from base 67 to 654 and encodes 195 amino acids. Lineage: Eukaryota; Metazoa; Mollusca; Bivalvia; Myida; Myidae. The record is from RefSeq and is a predicted model, not a curated record.
GAAAUAUUUAAUAGAUGAAGCCGGCCAUCAUCAUAUAGACGGUGUCGCAAUUUCCAUCGAAAAAAUAUGAAAUUGAUCAUUUUCAUUUGCCUUGCCGCGUCGUCAGAGUGUUUCCCUGAAAUCUAUGAGACUGAAGGCCUGACUGCUGAAGCUGUGAAUGCGACAGAGUAUGAAGUUGGUGUUGAAAUCAGGGACGAACACGGGGAGCUUGUUUCACAGUCUGAUAUAUUUAUAAACGAGAAUUUUCAAGUGGAAAAGCCGGUGAACAGAAGCGUCUGUUUGAUCAAGGAGAUCAACGACACCAGCACAUGUUUCAAUGAGAAACCUUUAACCUUUGAACUUCCCUCAUCUAUUUGGGUUCAUUGUGAGGGUCGUGAAAUACGUAUACUGGAGGCAACAGAGUGUGAGGACGAUUUAGAAACAGAGCAGAGAGAAGAUGGUGCCGAUGAGAACGAACCUGGACUUCGGAAGAAGCGGUCACAUAACAGCUAUGGUGUAUGCUGUCGAUGGCAGCCGUUUUACUAUACUCGGUAUUUCCUUUACUGUUGCCAGAGCAAUUGGUUCGGCUAUUGUUCGAGGAGGUGUAGAUGUUACGUAUCCUCCAUCAUUUGGACCAGAAGCUGCGUGUACGGAUACAGAUACGGAUUCUAUUGAUUGCACACUUUCAGGAUUGAUUUCAAGGUUGAUUGUGUACUUGCAUUCGAUAGUAUGGAUUAACAUGAGUUUUGUUUUAUUUUUAAUUGUAUACAUGGGCCAUACUUGACACUACAAAUAAAUUCAAUUAAAUACUGUUUAGUACUUCACCACAAGCAAACUUUCUACAAAUUUGUUGAUUUAAUUGUUAUUUGUUCUGUUUCUAUAUUUGCUUGUUUAUAUUGUUUGCCCAUUUUAAAUGUUCUGCUAAUUUGUCGAUACAGUUAUGAUUGCAAUGGUUUCAUUUCUAAAAUGAUCUAUAACUAAAAGAGGAGUAUAAAAUAACAAAAAGUA